Molecule: messenger RNA, 1478 nt
Organism: Bombyx mandarina (wild silkworm)
Lineage: Eukaryota; Metazoa; Arthropoda; Insecta; Lepidoptera; Bombycidae
Gene: Uba5
Product: Ubiquitin-like activating enzyme 5
Biological process (GO): protein ufmylation
Cellular component (GO): cytosol; cytoplasm
Molecular function (GO): UFM1 activating enzyme activity
Source: RefSeq, a predicted model, not a curated record
CAGAUAGCACUAAAUCUUCGAACUUUGUUGGUCUUGGUGAAAAUUUCUAUACCAGGUUUAGUGGUAAAUUUAUGUGAAAAUGGCUUCAGUGGAUGAAUUGCAGAAGAAAAUAAAAGAGCUUGAGGCUAAAUUAGCCGCAGUUGAAGCAAAAGGAGGUCCAAUGCGGCAGAAAAUUGAAGUUAUGUCGUCCGAAGUAGUGGAUUCUAAUCCUUACAGUCGUUUAAUGGCUCUCAAAAGGAUGGGCAUUGUAAACAACUAUGAACAGAUUCGUGAGAAGACUGUAGCUGUAGUUGGUGUGGGAGGUGUCGGUAGUGUGACUGCUGAAAUGCUGACUAGAUGUGGAAUUGGGAAGCUUAUCCUCUUUGACUACGACAAAGUGGAACUUGCCAACAUGAACCGGCUGUUCUUCCAGCCUCACCAAGCAGGGCUCAGCAAGGUGGAUGCAGCUGCUGCCACAUUACAGAACAUUAACCCUGAUGUCACCAUUGAUGCUUACAACUAUAAUAUCACAACUGUUGAUAACUUUCAAAAGUUCUGCGAUACAAUUAGUAAGGGUAGUUUAACCGGUGGCCCCAUUGACCUAGUCCUUAGCUGCGUGGACAACUUCGAAGCUCGCAUGGCCAUCAACACAGCUUGCAAUGAACUCGAUCAGAAGUGGUUUGAGUCUGGUGUUAGUGAGAAUGCUGUCUCUGGACACAUACAAUUCAUUUCACCUGGGGAGUCGGCUUGUUUCGCCUGCGCCCCCCCGCUGGUGGUGGCCACUAAGGUAGACGAACGCACGCUGAAGCGGGAGGGAGUGUGUGCGGCCAGUCUACCGACCACCAUGGGAAUCGUUGCGGGAUUCCUUGUACAAAACACUCUGAAGUAUCUGUUGGAGUUCGGUAAUGUCACCCACUACCUGGGAUACAGCGCGCUCACCGAUUUCUUCCCCACGAUGAGUUUGAAGCCCAACCCCACGUGCGACGACGCGUCGUGCCGCGCGCGCCAGGAGCAGCGCCGCCUGCAGCCGCGCGUGGAGCUCGCCGCCGAGGUCACCGAGGACUGCGGACCAGUGCACCAGGACAACGACUGGGGGAUAAGCGUGCUGGAGGAGAACAGUCCCGCGGACGAGGACUGCCCGGGGUUGAAGCUCGUGGACGGAGUCCAGGUGGCGUACAGUAUCCCGGUGGACAGCAGCACCCCGGAGUCCAGCACGGGCGGCGCCGUGGCCGCCUCGGAGCUGUCGCUGGAGGACCUCAUGCAGCAGAUGAAGACGAUGUAGACUACUCGACCGACCACCGCGAACUGUUGCUCCAACAUCGACCCGGAACGUGAAUUAUUUGAGUACCGACAUAUCGUAGAGCGCGUAACGUCAUCAUUGCUACGUCACUAUUGCUGUUAGUAAACCGCUAGACCCGACGAGUGAGAGAAUCUAUAUCACACGUACAGUUGUGUUUAUUCAUUAAUGAAACAUUCCACCAGCCUCGUAACAAGUUCUG